AACGUGAACACACUUUCUCUAAAGUCGAUCGAAAUGGAUUUGGAUUCUCUUCGUUUGAAAAAUAUUCGUUUAUUAAAGAUCCAAAGAACAAUUAUCUCCAUGAGGGUCACCAGUUGGUCGCUCGUUGCAAGGCCACUGUCAGUUACAACGAAAUCCAAAUUCAAUCAUUUCCUGUAAAGGACGGCAUCAACAGUGAAAGUAAAUUCAAGUCAAAUCAAAAGUCUCUUUUGGACAGUGGCGAACUGAGUGACUUUACUAUCGUUGUUGGCACUACUGAAAUUCCAGUUCAUAAAUGUGUCCUUUCGGCUCACUCUCCGUUUUUCAAAGCUAUGUUCAGUCAUGACUGUACGAAAGAAGCUCAAGAAAAGAAAGUGAUCAUACCUGAUGUGUCGAUUGAUGCUAUGAAGGACUUUCUGCAGUUUAUCUACACCGGUGUGAAACCUCAAAAUGGCAGCUUAUCUCCGGAACUUUUGACUUUGGCUGACAAGUACCAAGUUGGCGAUUUAAAAUAUCUUUGCGCUGAUUACCUCUCAUCAGUUCUCACAAUUGACAAUGUCGCCAACGUUUAUCUCGUUGCCGAUCUGCACAAUGCUUCUGGUCUCAAGGAUAACUGUUUGGCUUUUAUGGCUUCCAAUUUCAGUCAGGUUCUACUGUCCCAAGGAUGGCUUCAGAUAUGCAAAACCGGCGGAGAGAAAAUAACUGAAGUUUGCAGUGUUAUUGGCGAUAUUCUCCGCCCCAAAAAAACCUCUUCUAAAGAUAAUUCAGAAGAAUAUGACUCAGAUGAAGUUCCCGAGUAA
This is a messenger RNA of Rhagoletis zephyria (snowberry fruit fly), 797 nucleotides long. RefSeq names its product speckle-type POZ protein-like. NCBI's taxonomy places the organism in Eukaryota, Metazoa, Arthropoda, Insecta, Diptera, Tephritidae. The record is from RefSeq and is a predicted model, not a curated record. Gene Ontology annotation, molecular function: protein binding.